Molecule: messenger RNA, 1533 nt
Organism: Rotaria sp. Silwood2
Lineage: Eukaryota; Metazoa; Rotifera; Eurotatoria; Philodinida; Philodinidae
Source: the annotation of a GenBank genome assembly
AUGAAUAGAAGAUUUCGAUGUGGUCGCUUGGCCUUAACUAGAGAUGGUAUAAUAAAAAAGCUCUCACUUGAAGAAGGUGGUGGUUGUCGUUUUUGCAAAUGGGAUCCGAUCGAUAUGGAUUUUGAUAGUAUUCAUCGUAGUCUUCUUGACAUUUUUAAAUUAGAAGAAAGUCAAUUAAAAACAUCAUUAUAUGAUUUUCGACAGCAACCGUUAGAUAUAAAUCAAUACAACACUUUUCUCGAAUAUGUUAAUAAAAAUGGACUUAAUUGUCAUAGCACCAUCAUUUAUCUUUGCGCUCAUCAAGCUCAUGAUAAUGAUAAUCAAAUUAUGAUAUUGAAGAAAAAGAAAGAAACAUCUGUAAUUUCACCAUCAUCGUCAUCAUCAUCAAUAUCAAAUUCAUUAAAUCCACAACAAAAAAUAUCUAUUUUAGCAGAAGCUACAUCUUCAACAACAUCUAUUGAAAACAAACAUGUUGAUACAUAUGAAAAUGAGUGUGAUCAAGAACAAACUUAUCAAUCUUACUUAUAUUCAUUUGAAAAAUCCACUAAUGAUUUAGUCAAUAAUAUUCGAAUCUUCAUUAAUCAAUAUGGUUUUGAUCAAAUUUUGAUAGAACUAUUUGAAUAUAUUUGUAUAAUUCAGGGCUAUGUUCGUUCACUUAUUCAUCCAUUAAACCAAAAGAUACAAAAUUUUACUCAAAAUUUUCAAUUACACAAUCCAUCGGAAAUCAAAUUGUAUUCGCAAAAUUUAAAUCAAGUUUCUAAUAUUUGUCACUCAGUGGAAAAAUUAAUUGAAUCAAAUAAGACAAAACUUGAUCAUCUUCAACAAUUUUCAAUGAUUGCUAAUUUAUUCUCUGAAUUUUAUAAAAAUUUAAAGAUUCUAUACAAGAAAUGGUUUGAGAAUGUCGACAAAAACAACAACACAUCUAAUAGACAAUCAUCGUCAUUGAUUCAUCCAAUUGAACCCAUAUCAUCGACAUCGUUUCGUUCGAAUAUUGAAGUUUCAUCUGAAGAUCAUAAUGAGAUAAAUGUAAAAAAUUUCAAAGAACAAUUGCAAACAUCAUCAUCAUCAGAUACAUUUCAACCGAUAUCAUCAAUUCGAAAACCACUUCAUGAAUAUAAUAAAAAAUUUCUUUCAUUUCGACAAUUAUUCGCUUGCUUAAAUAAUUUAUUAUGGUCACUGAAUAACCAAAACUUGCCAUCCUAUCGUGAAAUGGUUGAAUUAACAAUCUCCCAAAUAGAAGAUCUACAAUCAAAUAUAGAUUUAUGCGAUCCUAGAUCAAUAUUUGAUGCAGAAAAACAGAUUUCCUUAAUAAAAACUGAAUAUAAUGAAAAAUUUAGUAGACCUUAUAUAAAACAACAUAAAUAUAAAAUUAGUCGUAAAGUUAAAGAAUCAUAUGCAUCUAUGAAGAAAACCAUUGGAUCUUUAUUGAGAUCACUUCAUCGUCAUCAAUUACAAAUGGAAAAAGAUAAUCUAAUCAAAGAAUCAAUCCGGUCGUCAACUAAUUCAUCUUGGAUUGCACAAAAUCAAAAUUAA